Erinaceus europaeus (western European hedgehog) is the source of this 1525-nucleotide messenger RNA. RefSeq names its product ADP ribosylation factor like GTPase 2 (gene ARL2). The record is from RefSeq and is a predicted model, not a curated record. Gene Ontology annotation, biological process: protein folding. Lineage: Eukaryota; Metazoa; Chordata; Mammalia; Eulipotyphla; Erinaceidae. Gene Ontology annotation, molecular function: GTPase activity; GTP binding. The transcript has 5 exons. The coding region runs from base 94 to 648 and encodes 184 amino acids. Gene Ontology annotation, cellular component: microtubule cytoskeleton; cytoplasm.
GAGCGGCGGCGCCGGCGGCGCGGGAGCCAAUAGGAGACAGGCGGGGUCCCGGGCCUGGGAAGAAGCGGCGGCCCGGAGGGGGCUCCCGGGACCAUGGGGCUGCUGACCAUCCUGAAGAAGAUGAAGCAGAAGGAGCGGGAGCUGCGGCUGCUCAUGCUGGGCCUGGACAACGCCGGCAAGACCACCAUCCUCAAGAAGUUCAACGGGGAGGACAUCGACACCAUCUCCCCGACGCUGGGCUUCAACAUCAAGACGCUGGAGCACCGAGGGUUCAAGCUGAACAUCUGGGAUGUGGGCGGCCAGAAGUCGCUGCGCUCCUACUGGCGGAACUACUUCGAGAGCACGGACGGGCUCAUCUGGGUGGUGGACAGCGCUGACCGCCAGCGCCUGGAGGACUGCCGGCGGGAGCUGCAGAGUCUGCUGGUGGAGGAGCGCCUGGCCGGGGCCACCCUCCUCAUCUUCGCCAAUAAGCAGGACCUGCCUGGAGCGCUGUCCUCCAACGCCAUCCGGGAGGCCCUGGAGCUGGACACCAUCCGCAGCCACCACUGGUGCAUCCAGGGCUGCAGCGCCUUCACGGGGGAGAACCUGCUGCCCGGCAUCGACUGGCUCCUGGACGACAUCUCCAGCCGCGUCUUCACCGCGGACUGAGCUGCUCCCCGAGCCCUGGGCCCCCAGGUCCUCGCCAGGCUCCGUGGGGGGACAGUCCACCAGUCCACUAACACUCCCCGCCCCGCUCCAUAACCUGCUGCUGCUGCUACUCCCGCCCGCCGCUCCAGGGUUAGGAGGGCUGUGCCCCUGUUACCCUGGGGCUCCACACCAGGGUGCCUGGGCUGGGGCUGGGAGGGGGCUGCCUUUGCUGCUACCCAGGCUGUGACAGGGCCUUGACCCCUUGCUCAGCUGUGAGAAUAAACCCUUCCUUGCCCCAACCCCUGGCAGAGUCAUUUAUGAGUCCACAGCUUUGAGACCAGCUGGAAGCCAUGAUGGGGGGGGGGGACUGGACACAGGACAGUGUCGGGCAGAGGGUGCCUCAGAGGCAGGUGGGGGAGUGACAGAAUACGACUGCCAGUCAUUCAUGUGGCAGCAUCCAGGCGGCCUUCCCAGAAGAGGCGAUACCUAGGUGGGCUAAGUGGUUACUGCGCUCAGGGACGGAUCCAGAACUGGCCUGGUCGCUUGUGGGAUGGAACAAGGGCUGAGGCUUUGCAGCCGGGAAUCAUGUGCAGUGGACAACCUGGGCAACCGUACUAGGUAGCUUGGUGCCAGCAGAGGGAAUCACCGGACGGAGGCAUUAGAAGCAGGGAAACGGGACCGGGCUGACUCAGGCGCAGGAGGGCAUGGGCAGAGCCCUAGGGAACCUCAGUGACCCCACCUUCCCCCAGAGGGCAGGCCAGCGGGUGUCCUCCUGGUCCCCCUCUUCCCCCCUGCUCCUUCCAGGACUGCUUGCUCACUGCUCACAGUACCCCCCCCCCCCCCCCAGCAACGAAUGGUUCCUCUCUCCUAAAAAUAAAUGAGUGAAUAUUGUCUUAAA